CAUGCUGGCCCUUCACAGGUGCUUCUGUUACUUAAUUUCACGUCGUUUACAGCACUUUGCCAUCUGAAAUAAAAUUUUUUUGUUAAGCUUUCUCCAUGUAGCCAGUAGCCUCCAUAAAAACAAGGUCCUUAUUGGUUUUUGUAUCCUUGAGGCCUUUGGACUGGACUCUCACUUAAUAUUUGAGUGAUUGGGGAACAAAUUGCAAUGAGUGACAUCUAGUAUUUAUUGAACAGUUACUGAAUACCAGGCGUUGCACUAAAUACUGUUCUUUCUUUUGGUCCUUAAAACAGGCCCGUAUAGAAGGAACUGCUGUCAUCACUAUUAUAAAGUUCUGGAAACUGAGGCCGGGACAGGUUGUGAAUUGCCCAAAUGUGCAAAAGUAAUAGGUGAUAGAGCAGCAUUCACUUGGGUCUGUUCCCGAAGCUCUCUGGUCCAAGUGUGUGUUUCGAUUCUCCCUUUCACUGUCUACUACCUUUUCCCCAGGUCUUCCACCAGCCAUGCAGAAAGUUAUGUAUAAGGGACUCGUCCCUGAGGAUAAGACGCUGAGGGAAAUAAAGGUGACCAGCGGAGCCAAGAUCAUGGUGGUUGGUUCCACGAUAAAUGAUGUUUUAGCGGUAAACACGCCCAAAGACGCUGCGCAGCAGGACGCCAAGGCCGAGGAGAGCAAGAAGGAGCCUCUGUGCAGGCAGAAACAACACAGGAAGGUGCUGGACAAAGGGAAACCUGAAGACGUGAUGCCAUCUGUUAAGGGGGCCCAGGAGCGCCUGCCCACGGUCCCCUUGUCCGGCAUGUACAAUAAGUCGGGAGGAAAAGUGAGACUCACCUUUAAGCUAGAGCAAGACCAGCUGUGGAUCGGCACUAAAGAGCGGACCGAGAAGUUGCCCAUGGGCUCCAUUAAAAAUGUGGUCAGUGAACCCAUUGAAGGACAUGAAGACUACCACAUGAUGGCAUUUCAGUUGGGCCCCACGGAAGCCUCUUACUACUGGGUGUACUGGGUUCCGACUCAAUAUGUGGAUGCAAUCAAAGACACUGUGCUGGGGAAGUGGCAGUAUUUUUGAAAGCACUCUCACCUCUGGCCCAGGAGACCGACCCAAAGGGAAGGACAUUGCUGGGAGAGGCCUGCAGCAUCCCUGGAUUUCAGAGUUCUGGAACUUUGUUCAAAAAACAGUCUAUAUCCAAUCUAAGGUGAUGUGGUGACCGAAGCCAGAGGUGAUGUUCUUUCACCCUUAGCUUAAUUUUAACUUAAAAUCACCGGUUCCCUUUCUUGCAGUCAGCUUCAUACCAUUUUUAAAGUCAGUACAGUGGAAACCAAUAAAUCUGAACUCCGAGCGUGUUGUGUGGAAUACUCUUCAGUGUGCUUGGGAGGAGAUCUGCCAGGGUUUUGUUUAGAAAGGAAUGGUCAAAAGCUUUCUGCCUUUUUUUUUUUUAAGUGAUUUCAACUGAAAUAUUUUCAUAAAUCUUUAGUUGCAAACAUUUGGACUGUGUUGUGAUAAGUUGGGGUGUUUUUUUUCUUUUUCAUAUAAAAUUUUAUGCAAAGUGGGAGGAGGGUUGGUAAGCCAUAUUUUUCUGUCUAUUGAUUCAAACUGAUUUCUUUCCCUUUUUUAUUUUUUCACUUCCUAGAUAUGAGCUUUUGUUUUGAAAACCCAAAGAUGUCAGUUCCUCCUCUUGUACCUCAUCACUGCUUGCUUUCCUGGCAUCCCUCCCGCGUGCUGCUGCCCGCGGAUGCGGGGGGAGGGAAGCACAGUGGGCCUUGGUCAGGGAGCUCUUGCGCCUGCUGUGUGACUUGUCUAAACAUCUUGCCCAUUGGGUACCAGUCUCUGGGGCUGUCCUCUGCCACACUGACAGUUGUUGGCAGUCCUCACCGAGUUGGUUCUCACGGCCAGCCUGUCAGGGGUGUGCCUGGCUGUGCUCCUCCAGAGCCACGGUUCCUAGGCGGGAACAGGCCUCUUCGAAGCUGCGCCAGGUGGAAGGCAGUUUAUACAGUCAUGUAGCCACAGGCCCACUCCAGGAGUUUCAGGACAUUCUUUAGCAGUCCAACGGUUAUUUCAAUUGUGCUUCUCCAUUUGUUCCUUUGCUCAUGCCUUGUGUUCACAUGUUCAUCCUGGUCCAGAGAUGCUGCCCUUCUCAGUAAGACGUCUGACUCGUGGGUUGGCCCUGUGUUGCAACAUCAGAAACGGGAUAAGUUGCUUUUGUGAUGAGCUCACCCUCUUCUGGUUUUAGCCCUUGUGUAGUCUUUGUACACGUGAGCCCUGUUGUCUCCUUGUGGCUUGGUGGACUCUGAGGUGAGGGGGCCUCCCUGUGAGCAGCCUCCCUGUGCUGGCUGCUAUUUCUCGGCUGCUGUCUUCGCAGUCCUCUUGCGGGCUACAGGCUCUCAGCAAGGCUUGGUGGUAUUUCCAAACUUGGCAGCCUGCAUUGUAGGCUGUUCCUUCUCAUUCUGUGAAGUGUAUUAGCAUGUGUGGGCCGGUGAGUGAUGAUCUUCUGCACCCUUCCCUCCAAACUGUAGUUCAGAAUCCAGCCAGCAUAGACAGACUCGUGCUUCUCGUGGUGUAGUCCAUUCCUAGCUACGCACCUGGGCAGGAAGGCCUGUUCUUGCUCUUUGAGGGUAUAAGUAUAUCUGUGAAGUGUAGCGUCCAAGAAACUGCCUGUUUCAUCCCUUGGAAAAGGAGCAGUGACUGACCAGCCUCUGUCCUGCUGCCUGCAGCUCCAGAGAAAAGGGAGCUUUGCUGCUGCUGAGGCUGCCCUGCAAUGACAGGCCUGCGUGUGAUCCAGCCAUGUGGCAGGCAGGGUGUCGUCUCGGUUUGUUGGCCAAUGUCCCUGUCCUGGAGACUUGUCCUGACUGCCACACACCUGUUCUCUGGAAGCAGACAUCUUCGUCCCCAGACUGGCCUCGCACUGCUUCUCUCAGAGCCCCUUCCCACCAGGUCUCCGCAUUUGCCUUUUGGCUGCCGCCUUCUGACGUCCCUUCCUCCCAGUGAGAGCGUGUGUCCCAGCAUCUCCUUGCUCUCCAAGAGCCAAACCGCUUCUCACUCAGGCUGGUGUCAUUUCAAGACAGGACCAAAGCCUGUGUGAGCCUUUUUAUUUUAAGUAAAAUGGUGCUUUUUUCCUUACUUCAAGAUACUCUAUGUAAAUAAUAACGUAAUAACAUCUUUCUGUAUGGAGCUGUUGGAGGGGCUCACUGAGUAUGUUAGAACAAUCACGGAGAUCUUGCUGGAAGCCCUCAGAGAGCAGAGGUAGGCAGACCAGAAGCCCCUGGAAGAGGGUUUUGAUUUAGAUCCGAGUCUGGGUCCCAGCAGUAUUCACCGUCUUGUCACUCAGUCCCGUGAGCAGUCUCUUCAUUUAUUUUCUUACAGUCCAGGGUGUACUGAGGCCAGGUCUGUGUCAGAAGCUGGACUACUCUCCCUUAGGCACAUUGCAGUGUUGCUGUUUCAUCAGGAUGAUUUCUGUGCAGUUCCCUCACUGUUACAGGGGACCAGCUCUAUCUCUGGGGUUGUGACUAUCUCUCAUGGUGGCACAGGGGGUGUGGGUGGACCAAGGAAGAGCUGGCUCUGAGCAGGGCUCUAGCGUGUACGAGCAGGCGGGGCUCUGGCCUCUGGUCCACACGGAGCCUCUUGACGGGCUGCUUUCUCUUCUGGAAUUCAUGCUGGGCCUCCUGCAGGUCUUUGCUCACAGGUGCCAUGCCUUUUUGUCCCUCCCUAAGGCCACUUGGCAAAUAAAGACAAAGUGAUCUCUGCUGAGGCCGGUCCCUCUACUCGGUGUCAGCCUGAUCUCUUUGCUGAACUAUAGGUGUUAAGUAUUUGAAUUGCUGAUGGGCCUUCUGGAAGUAGUAUUAGCUCUUCUUAAUGAGGCUGAACUGACCAAGGAUGUCCUCUCCUGUAACUCGUGGACACAGGAGGCCAGCUAGGCCUCAGGAGUCGCCUUUAGUUGCUGCUUUACCUUAACAAGGGCCAGAGAGACGAACUGCCGCAUUGCCAUGGCUCUGAAAACUUGUCAUAUUUCAGCCAGAAGGGGCUUGCUUUCCCCUUCUCUUACUGAACCAUGUGCCUGGAAGAGCUAUCCUGGCUCUUGCUCUUGGCUCACCCUUUCUUUGCCGGGGCAGGAAGGGAAGGGAUCGACCCUGUGCCAUGGGCCGUGCAAGGGUUGGCCUUCUUUCCAGCCGUUUUCUGAGGCAACCUCUCCCUUGCUCCUGGCCUUUGUUCUGCCUGUUGUCUGGGAAGGGAUGGUCCCUUUGCUUUAUGGUUUUGUGACAGUGUCAUCUCUAGUUAGGAUUGGCACCUGUUUCCUUCUUAGUAAGUCCUGGAGACCUCUCAGAAGUCACAGGUGGUCAGGAGCCCUCCAAGUGCAGAGUAUCUGGUCCAUUGACCUGCCAGGCUGAGUGGCUCUGCUGCUUUCCAAAUUUCAAGGAUUUCUUUCUUUUUUCUUAAAGAGUUCUCCAGAAUGAAUUGACAGUAUACGUAAGUACCAUGUAUUCUUGUGGUGUACGCUCUGGUCUGGUUUUUGUUUUUAAUCAAAUGCCUGUUUGGGAGGAGAUGAACGUAUUUAGUCUGUUAGAUUUGCGCUGCUGGAUUUUUUUAAAAGUGUAACCUUGACUAGCUGUCUUAUUGUUUAUCCUGUAAGAUUGUAAGAUUAGCCCAUCAAUUAAAGUUUGAUAAUUAAUUGUG
Molecule: messenger RNA, 4658 nt
Organism: Miniopterus natalensis
Lineage: Eukaryota; Metazoa; Chordata; Mammalia; Chiroptera; Miniopteridae
Source: RefSeq, a predicted model, not a curated record